CAGCCAGCGGCACAUCGAAUUCGACAAGUGAGAUGGCUCGGGGAAGAGGCAGUGCAGCGGGUGCAGGGCGAGCCAUUGCCAUGGCCUUCGCCGUUGCCUGCUGCUGCAUUCUUGCCGGCUGCGGCGUCGCCGAUGCAGCAGCCACCUACUACGUCGGGGACGGCAACGGCUGGUCCUUCAGCAGCCCUAGCUGGCCCAACGGCAAGCAUUUCCACGCUGGAGACACCCUUGUGUUCAGAUACAUUCCCUGGGUGCACAACGUGGUGGCCGUCGAUGAGGACGGGUACAACGGCUGCACCACGCCGCCGGGGUCGCGGACCUACACGUCCGGCGGCGACCGCAUCAGGCUCGCCAAGGGGGAUAACUUCUUCAUCUGCACACGAUUCGGCCACUGCAACCUCGUCAUGAAGCUCGUGGUUUAUGCCGCGUGAGUGUAGCCAUGAUUAAGCACUUCGGUGUGGGCCGUGUGGCAGUUGGUUUCUCGGUUCUAGGCUAGGAGAUAGCUCUCAGUGUGAGUGUGAAUGCAACCGGAUGUGUUGGUCCCGGAGUGAAUCGUGUCAUGCUUUGAUUAUUCAUGUAACCAUUGUUGAUGACAUAUAUAUUGUGUCUGAAUA
Messenger RNA from Phragmites australis (common reed), 614 nucleotides. Its product is annotated as basic blue protein-like. Gene Ontology annotation, cellular component: plasma membrane. Gene Ontology annotation, molecular function: electron transfer activity. NCBI's taxonomy places the organism in Eukaryota, Viridiplantae, Streptophyta, Magnoliopsida, Poales, Poaceae. The transcript is spliced from 2 exons. The record is from RefSeq and is a predicted model, not a curated record. Bases 33 to 431 code for a protein of 132 amino acids.